Molecule: messenger RNA, 1486 nt
Organism: Danio rerio (zebrafish)
Lineage: Eukaryota; Metazoa; Chordata; Actinopteri; Cypriniformes; Danionidae
Gene: ppp1r1b
Product: protein phosphatase 1, regulatory (inhibitor) subunit 1B
Biological process (GO): signal transduction
Cellular component (GO): cytoplasm
Molecular function (GO): protein phosphatase inhibitor activity
Source: RefSeq, marked validated
AGAAAAAGUAGAGGUCACACAGAUAAGAACAGGCAGGGGAGGAAGAAAAAAACCCGCCGGCGGAUCUGAGAGAGACAAAUCACUGAGAAAGUCAAGGAGAAAAGCUUGUGUGUGUGUGUGUGUGUGUUUGCGUGUAUGUACUGUUCAGACAGGCAUAGGUAGAUUCCUGGGAUUUUUUUUUGAGAGUGAUAGAGGACGAAAGCGCAUUAUGGAUCCUUCGAGUCCCUCGGAGGGCCCCGUGGAACCCAAGGAAAGGAGGAAAAUCCAAUUUGCAGUCCCAGCGACGGAACCCACCCAGCUGGACCCGCGGCAGGUUGAGAUGAUUCGACGACGAAGACCCACGCCGGCCACUUUGUUUAAAGUAGCCGAUCAAACAUCUCCUGAGGACGACAUUACCUCCCAUCAGUGGGUUGUUGGAGAAAACGGCAUCCUCAAACCAAAGCGAAUUAACCCAAAUAUCUACCAGCCCCCAUCAUUAAAAGCCGUGCAGCAGAUGGCUGAAGCUCAAAUGCAGAAAUUAGGUGUGUAUCCUCAUGUAGAGGAGGAGGGGGAGGAGCCUGUUCACAGAGGGGGGGCGGAGCUCUGCUCAUCCUGCACAACUGAAUCGCAGGAGCAAAGGAGCACACCAGAAAAGCAGUCUGGCAUGAGGAAGACAGAAGCCACGGCACCGACCGAUGAAGAAGAAGAAGAAGAAGAGGAGGAGGAGGAGGAAGAUGAAGAAAAAGAAGAAGAAGAAGCAGAUGAUAUGGCAAGAGAGGAGAGCAGAAAUCUGGACUGAUAGAAGUUUGAGAACUUUAGUGAUUUCUUUUAUUUGGUAAUGCAAACUUUGUUUAUUAAUUAUUGGUUUUCCGUGAUUUCAUCAUUUCGCAAAUAACAGCAAACUGUUUGAAUCAUUAUAGACUCAUUCUGAAAAUGUAGCCCUAUAUACAUUUCUGGAGAUCGCGAAUUAUGUAGCCAGAGGUACAUAAUGCUGCAUUUCUUCCUUGAAACAAACACUAUGGAGUGCUACGAUGCUGUUCCUUUUUGCGCUUACCAGCUGACCCACUUACCUUCGUAUGGACGGCUUUCCCGCUGUUACCAGUUUGUCCAGUGGCUCGCCACUUACGUUGGCAGACUUGAGACACAGAGCAGAGUUGACCGUGAUGACGGGGUUUGAGUCUGGUGAAGAAUGCUUCCAGAAAGCAGCUAAGACAAAAACAAAAGCCAAAAGAUAAUAUAAACAAGUAAAUAACAGCGUGAGAAUGUGUUCAAAUCUGAAAACGCGGUAAAAAUCUGGUGGCCGCGAGGGCUUAUCUUUUUCUGGAUUGCUUUUUGGGUUUAAGGAAGGGAGUGGGUGGGGGGGAUCGGUCGGUUGGUCAGUCAUUCAGUCAGACGACAGUGACCUCCGGUGCAUUUACGUGAGAAGACCAAGCGCGAACGGCACUUGCGAAAGUAAUUUGAGAUCUUAAAAAGUCUACACAGCAGCCUGUAGUGGAUUCGCGACAAC